Messenger RNA from Morus notabilis, 1239 nucleotides. Its product is annotated as GDSL esterase/lipase At1g71250. Lineage: Eukaryota; Viridiplantae; Streptophyta; Magnoliopsida; Rosales; Moraceae. Bases 97 to 1239 code for a protein of 380 amino acids. The transcript has 3 exons. Gene Ontology annotation, molecular function: hydrolase activity, acting on ester bonds. The record is from RefSeq and is a predicted model, not a curated record.
UGUAGCGGCCUUAGAAGAAGUAAACAAGAAAGUGUUAGAGAAAGCACAAGAAUUCAAGAAAAGCCAAGAAAAGAGCGACACAACCAGAGAAGAAAUAUGAAAGCAAAGCAGAGUUUCAAUGAAAACGACCCUCUUCUUCUUCCUUUUCUUCCUCUUCGUCGUCUUCUUCUUGUGGGCGUGUUUGUUCUUGUGGGGUUUCUCUGCGUCGCUCAUGGGAGAAUGAUCAAAAUCCAAGCCGUGCCCAGAAACGUUUCGGCAAUGUACGUGCUGGGGGAUUCUUCUGUUGAUUGUGGAGACAACAGUUUGUUCUACUCUCACCUUCAUCGCAAUCUCUCUCUCCUUCCCUGCAACGGAAAUGGCACUCUUCUUCCCCAUCUUCUUGCUGAUAAGAUGGGGUUACCAUAUGCCACGCCAUUCUACAAUCAAAAUGGCUCAAUUGGAGAUCUAGUUAAAGGCCUCAACUUCGGUUCAGCGCAAGCCACAAUCAUGUACCCCGGCAGCCAAGGCUACCAGUCUCUCAACCAACAGCUCCGCCAAGUUUUUGAGACUGUCGAGCUCUUGCAGCUGCAGCUCAGCCAGAGGCAAGUGCUCCAUUUUGUCCGAUCCUCCGUCUUCUACCUCUCCUUCGGAAAAGACGACUUCAUCAACUUCUUUCUUAGCAAUUCCUCCAAUGGGACACCCAAGUACAGCAGCCAAAAAAUUGCUCACAUUUUGGUAACCGAGAUGGUACGUGCUGUAAGGAGCCUGCAUGACUUGAAAGUCAGGAAGAUCAUAUGCCAGGGGAUAUUGCCACUCGGGUGCGCUCCGCGAACAAUGUGGAAGAGGCUAGAUCUCGCGGCUGGCGAGGACAAUGGAGCUGAAUGUUGGGAGAAGAUCAAUGAGAUGGUCCUAGAGUAUAAUGUGAUGCUGGAGGAGAAAAUUAUGGAGCUUAAUGCACAGAUGAGAGAUGCCAAAAUUGUCUUCUGUGAUGUUUAUCAAGGGAUUAAGGAGAUUAUAGCUAAACCAAAGAGCUAUGGGUUUGAGGAUGCGAAGAGUGCAUGCUGUGGGCUGGGGUUGUACGGCGCGACAGUUGGGUGCCUCUCUGCGGAUAUGGCAUGUAACAAAACAGGAAGUCAUGUUUGGUGGGACCAAUACAACCCCACAAAAGCAGUCAACUCCUUGUUGGCUGAUUCUGCUUGGUCUGGUCAUCCUUUCUCUGCUCUCUGCCGCCCAUUGUCCAUUCAGGAAUUGGUUGUCUGA